AUGGGCUCAGAUGAGCUCUUGACGUCACCAUCCUUUUUAUUCUUGCUAAUGGCGAGACUGCUACUCCUCGUCAAGUUGCGGAUUCUUGGGGCUUUCGUUGCCUUGAUUCAUCUGCUCGGUCUAACGCGUGCGCCAGCUGGAUUUCCCCACUCCGGAAAUGGUUUAUGGUAUAACAAGCCUGGUACCCUCUGGUCGAGAGAGCUCCUUCCUGUUGGGAACGGAUACCAAGCGGCUAUGAUACCUGGUGGCACGAUGCAGGAAGCCACCCAGUUGAACAUAGAAUCGCUCUGGUCCGGCGGUCCAUUCGCAGACCAGGCAUACAACGGUGGCAAUAAGCUACCACGCGAACAAACUGCAAUGGCUGAAGCUAUGCAAAGUAUUCGUCAAACAAUAUUUAACGAUCCAACUGGCGACAUAGACACCAUCGAGGUCCUGGCCACGGAUCCUGGGCAAUACGGGUCAUAUGCUGGUGCUGGGUAUCUUCUCUCCAAUAUUAAUAGUACAGGGCCUGUGACGGGUUAUUCCCGUUGGCUUGACCUCGACGAAGGCGUCGCACGCACGACUUGGACACAAGCAGGGGCCAAAUAUCUCCGCACGACGUUCUGUUCACAUCCCACCCAAGCGUGUACUCAACACAUUACGACAACAACGCCGUCAGCCUCGCUCCCUUCUCUUUCAUACACAUUUUCCCCAGGGUUGGAGCAUAACUUGCCAGCUCCAAACGUAACAUGUCUCAACUCUUCCUCCCUUCUUGUGCGCGGGUUCGUCUCCGUUGCGCCAAGCCCCCCAAGUAUGCUCUAUUCUUUCAUCUUCCGAGUCUCUGCCUCCACGGCGUCCUCCUCCGUACGAUGCAUUCAGUUCCCCGUCCCAUCUGGGUCUCCUCCGAACGCCACCAUCGAGGUUACUGGCACCGACAAUUCAGCUGGUUUGCAAGAGGCACACGUCACUUGGGUAGGCAGCACGGAUUACUCAAUGGACGCCGGAGACGCAGCACACAAUUUUACAUUCCGCGGUGCCGAUCCGCAUUCAUCGUUACUGGCGCUUCUCUUGUUAUCUCCAGCGACUUUCUCUGUUCAGUCGCUUUUGGACCAGCAUAUUCAAGACUACAAAGCCACACUGACGACGCCAUUUUGCCUGUCAUUUUCUAGUUCGACUUGGUCUAUCCGCAAUCUCGUUGACAUCCCCACUGAUAUUCUCCUUUCUCAGUAUGCGAUUGAUGCUGGAGGGAAAGCAAACGUCUACCUCGAGUGGGUGAUGUUCAAUUAUGGUCGAUAUUUGUUGGCGAGUAGCGCGCGGGGGUUAUUGCCCGCCAAUCUGCAGGGAAAGUGGGCGAAUGGAAUUGGCAAUGCAUGGUCUGCUGAUUCAAAUAUCAAUAUACAAAUGAAUUACUGGAUUGCAGAGACCACAAAUUUGGAUGUUACGCAAUCCUUGUUUGACUUUCUUCAGAAAACGUUGGCUCCUCGAGGAGCAGAGACAGCUAAAGUGUUGUAUAACAUCACUCGGGGAUGGGUAACGCAUAAUGAGAUUUUUGGACAUACGGGAAUGAAACUUGGGGGCGGGACUUUCGCUCAAUGGAUGAUUCAUGUUUGGGACCACUUUGACCACACUAACGACGUCACCUGGUGGAAAUGCCAAGGCUGGCCUCUCAUCAAGGGUGUCGCAAGCUUUCACCUUGAUAAACUUAUCCCUGAUCUCUACUUCAAUGACUCAACGCUUGUCGUCACCCCAUGCAAUUCACCCGAACAAACGCCCAUCACAUUCGGCUGUGCACAUGCCCAACAAUUGAUUUGGCAGCUUUUAAACGCUGUAGAAAAGGGAUUCGCUGCAUCUGGGGACACAGAUGUAGUUUUUCUCGACGAGGUUCGAGCCAAACGCGAUAAAAUGGACAAGGGGCUGCACAUUGGCUCUUUGGGGCAACUUCAAGAAUGGAAAGUCGAAAAAGAUUCACUAACAGACACUCACCGUCAUCUUUCGCACUUGAUUGGUCUAUAUCCUGGAUAUGCUAUCAUUUCAUACGAUGAAUCCCUACAAGGUGGCGGCAAGCAAACCACGUACACCAAGGACGAAGUGGUGUCUGGUGCUUUGAUCAGCCUCCUUCAUCGAGGGAACGGAACCGGUCCAGAUGCUGAUUCCGGCUGGGAAAAAGUUUGGCGUGCGGCUGCGUGGGCACAACUGGGAGACCGUGAUAGAUUUUAUCAUGAACUUUCGUUCGCCGUCUCUGAAAACUUUGGGGAAAAUUUAUUUAGUCUGUACGACCCAUCCGACUCAGAAGCUAUUUUCCAGAUCGACGGGAACCUGGGAUAUUCCGCUGCUGUAAUGAACGCAAUAAUUCAAGCACCUGACGUGCCAACUCUUGCGACGCCCCUGAUCAUCACACUCCUCCCCGCUCUUCCAAAACAAUGGGACACUGGGUCUAUCAAAGGUGUGCGUGUGCGGGGAGGUAUCAGCAUCAAUCUUUGUUGGACUGAAGGGAAACUAAAACAAGCCUCCUUCUCGGUCGAUGCCCUUAUAAUUUCGAGGCCGGUGAAAGUGGUUUAUGCUGGCAAGGUCCUCCGUUCUUUCAUAACGUCGCCAGGCUCGAGGGAAGAUAUCACAGGUUUAUGA
Messenger RNA from Laccaria bicolor S238N-H82, 2604 nucleotides. RefSeq names its product glycoside hydrolase family 95 protein. The transcript has 16 exons. Lineage: Eukaryota; Fungi; Basidiomycota; Agaricomycetes; Agaricales; Hydnangiaceae. The record is from RefSeq and is a predicted model, not a curated record. Bases 1 to 2604 code for a protein of 867 amino acids. Gene Ontology annotation, biological process: carbohydrate metabolic process. Gene Ontology annotation, molecular function: alpha-L-fucosidase activity.